AUGAGUGCUUUUGGGCAAAUCCUAACCGAGAUUGGGCAGUUUGGACUGUUUCAGAAGCGCCUGGUGGUGGCCAUUAGUGUCCCCAACAUUUUCAUGGCGUUUCAUAUGUUUGCCCAGGUGUUCUCCGGCAUUAGCGUCCCACAUUUCUGCAAAAGUGACUGGAUCUUGAAGAUCAAUUCCAGCCUAACAAAGGAGGGACAGAAAAACCUAACUAUUCCCAGAGAUGAGGGUGGCUUCUUUGAGAAGUGUGAGAUGUAUACCCCGGCUAACCGGAGCUUGGAGAACAUUGAAAACUACGGGCUUAAUGAGACCAUCAAGUGCAAUGAUGGAUGGGAAUAUGAGAGCCUGCAGUACAGUUCAACGUUAGUAACUCAGUUUGAUCUGGUUUGUGACAGCAGUCAGCUGAACGAGAUCUCACAGUCACUAUACAUGGCUGGUCUCCUUGUGGGGGCCCUGACCUUCGGUCCUCUAGCUGACAGGUUUGGUCGCCGUCCAAUUAUCAUGAUCUCAGUUUUCUUGCAAGUUGUUUUUGGAACGGCAGCAGCAUUUUCACCAAAUUUCUAUGUCUAUAUGGCCUUUCGUUUUAUAAUUGGGUCUUCUAUAUCAGGAGUAAUGAUAAACUCACUUACUUUAGGCACUGAAUGGUCCGGAGUGAGUAAACGCUCAUUAGCAACUAUAAUUACACACUGCUUUUCUGGUGUUGGCUUGAUGACAUUGGCCGGCAUUGCUUAUGGUGUUCGUGACUGGAGAAUACUGCAGCUUGUGCUGUCUCUUCCUGCUGCUGUUCUUGUAGUUUAUUACUGGAUUCUUCCUGAAUCUGCUAGGUGGCUUCUGACACAAGGGAGAACUGAAGAGGCCAAGAAGAUUAUAGCAAAUGCAGCACAUGUCAACAAACGGAAGGUGCCCUAUGAACUGCUGGAAAAGAUGGAAGUUGAGAAGUCAAGCAGAAGUGGGAGCAUGUUGGAUCUUUUCAGGAUAUCCCGUCUAAGGAAAAUGACGCUAAUUAUGUGCUAUGUCUGGUUAGUCAACAGCCUUGUAUAUUAUGGACUGGGACUCAACGUAGGAACCUUCGGGCUUGAUAUAUAUUUAACCCAAUUUAUUUUUGGAUUGGUGGAGAUACCUGCAAGAAUUGGAUGUGUCCCCCUCAUUGAGAAGUAUGGAAGAAGGAAAUGUCAGAGCUUUUUUCUGGGCCUGGGUGGAAUUGCUUGCCUUGUAAUUUUAGCUGUCCCUGAAGGUGUACCUGUUGCUGUUACUGUCCUUGCUGUUCUUGGAAAAUUUGCCAUUUCUUCUUCUUUCUCUAUUUGUUAUGUGUAUGCUGCAGAACUGUUCCCAACUGUUUUAAGACAGAAUGGUAUUGGGUUGACAUCCAUGGCUGCCCGUGUGGCUGGAAUCAUUGCACCCAUGAUCAGACUACUAGAAGUGUAUCACAAGUCCAUUCCAAUGGUGAUAUAUGGAGUAACUCCAUUGCUGGGAGGAUUGCUUUGCUUUUUCUUGCCCGAGACCCUCAACAAGGAGCUGACAGAUUAUGCAGAUGAGUUUGUCCAGUCCAAUCAGAGCACAAAGAAUAAUAAUAAUGAAAAACCUUGCCAACAAUACGAAAACCCUCAACACAUAAUAAAAAGCAGUUGGCUGUAAUAGUGUUGCAACACGAACACUCACCUGACUUUAUAGUUGUUAACAAUUUCUUGC
Molecule: messenger RNA, 1689 nt
Organism: Polypterus senegalus (gray bichir)
Lineage: Eukaryota; Metazoa; Chordata; Cladistia; Polypteriformes; Polypteridae
Gene: slc22a13b
Product: solute carrier family 22 member 13b
Exons: 10
Coding region: 1-1635 (544 amino acids)
Biological process (GO): transmembrane transport
Cellular component (GO): membrane
Molecular function (GO): transmembrane transporter activity
Source: RefSeq, a predicted model, not a curated record